AUGGCUGACCAAAUGAGUAUGGCGGUGGCGUCGCUCCAGCCGGAGCAAUGGACGGCGUCACUGAACGAAGCCUUGGCUAUUUUUGUUACCGAUACCCAAGGCAAAGCCCACAACUUUAGCCCACUCUUUACCUACCCAAUCUUUGGAGACGCCGAGACCAUCUUUGGGUUCCAGGGCCUCCGUAUUUUCUUGUGCUUUGACCUGGUGACGUUUUUGCCCUUUUUGAACGUCAAGUACGAGAACAAGCUUCCAGAUAUCGAGGUGGACCCCAAAAGCAAGUUGCUCGAGCUUUUGCCGGAACUGACCGUGUACAAGGACGAGGCCAAGUGGAGAGACACCAUCGAAGAAGAGCAGAAGAGUUAUGAAAUUCCCGGUGAGAAAGUUGGCUCGGACUUCACAAAAGGCGGCGAGCUGUUUGCCAUCUAUAAGCUUGACUUGAGCUCACCUAGAGGUGUGGAGUUGCACAAGAGACUCCAGAUUUUGGUGCUUUUAUUUAUAGAAGCCGGCACCUACAUCGACUCCAAGGACCCCUUGUGGGAUAUUUACGUCAUGUACAACACAACCAACCCACAGCUUCCAGAGGUUGUCGGUUUUGCAACCGCAUACAACUACUGGGUUUACCCGGGUCUGGCCGACUUUGACGCGGGCGUGAAAAAGAUUCGUAAGAAGAUUUCACAGUUUGUGGUUUUGCCCAACCUUCAGGGCAAGUCUCUUGGUGGAGAGCUCUACGAGAGAUUGUACAAAUACUGGUUGGAGGAUGAGCGUGUGGUUGAAAUUGUUGUGGAGGACCCCAAUGAGAGCUUCGAUGACUUGAGAGACCGUGUUGAUUUCAGUCGACUUGUCAAAGACGGCAAGAUUGACUUGACUGAUUUGAGUUUGGACAAGGUGAACGAUUCGUGGAUCAAGGACUUCAAGCAGCGUGAAAAACUCGAGAAACGCCAGCUUCUGCGAUUGCUUGAGAUGUUUUUCUUGUACCAAUUGAAGAAUGGACCCGUCAAGCCUUCCAAAAAGGCUGUCAGGCUUUUCAUUAAACGCAGACUCUUUGAGAAGAACAAGGAAGCUCUCAGCGGGCUUGAUGAACCCACACGUCUCGACAAGUUGCAAACUGCAUACGAAUCGUUGGAGGCGGAUUAUUACCGUAUUUUAGAGCCGCUUGACGUAAACACGAAACGCCCAAUUGAGAGUGGGUCCGGAAACGAGUCAACUGCAAAGAAACAGAAGAAGGAAUAA
Molecule: messenger RNA, 1230 nt
Organism: Candidozyma duobushaemuli
Lineage: Eukaryota; Fungi; Ascomycota; Pichiomycetes; Serinales; Metschnikowiaceae
Gene: HAT1
Product: histone acetyltransferase catalytic subunit
Exons: 1
Coding region: 1-1230 (409 amino acids)
Biological process (GO): subtelomeric heterochromatin formation
Cellular component (GO): nucleus
Molecular function (GO): histone binding; histone H4 acetyltransferase activity
Source: RefSeq, a predicted model, not a curated record